Monoraphidium neglectum is the source of this 1007-nucleotide messenger RNA. RefSeq lists its product as hypothetical. The annotation marks the transcript as partial. NCBI's taxonomy places the organism in Eukaryota, Viridiplantae, Chlorophyta, Chlorophyceae, Sphaeropleales, Selenastraceae. The record is from RefSeq and is a predicted model, not a curated record. The transcript has a single exon.
CUCGACCUGGCGUACAAUCAGCCCUCUCACCUGCUGACCGCGCCGCCCCGCGUGCUGGCACCCAGUGACCUUGACCCCGACGCAUGGCAACAGCAGGAAGCAGAGCGGCAGCAGCGCCAGCGCUUGGAGCUGGCUGUCGAGCAAGCUCGAAGACAGCACCAGGAGCAGCAGAGGCAGGAGCAGCAGAGGCAGGAGCGGCAGAGGCAGGAGCAGCAGCGCCGGCAACAACAGGAACAGGAGCGCGUCCGUCAGCAGCAGAGGGAGCAGGAGCGGCAGCGGCAAGAGCAGGCCCGCCGCCAGCAGCAGGAGCAGGAGCGGCAGCGGCAGGAGCAGGCCCGCCGCCAGCAGCAGGAGCAGGAGCGGCAGCGGCAGGAGCAGGCGCGCCGCCAGCAGCAGGAGCAGGCGCGGCGCCGUGCGCAGCAGGCGCAGGCUGAGGAGCAACGCGCGCGGCGCCUUUGGCAGCAAAGGGAGGGCGCCGAGCGCUCCAAGGUGGAACCGCCCUGCCCGCCUUGGCGUGAGCUGUUCUGGACCGCCCUUUGCGCAGUGAUCGCCCUCGCCGUGGCGGCGCUGGCGGCCGCACUGCUCACCCUAGUGCCGUGGCUCCUCGGCUGGGUGGCGGCGUCGCCCUUGGACGCCGCGCUCGGGGUGAUCUGGCGCCGCCGCGUCCUCGGCCAGGCGGUCGGGACUGCAGCCAUGUUCGUAGUCGACGCGCUGUACCGCCCCGUCGUCAUGUUUCUGUUGGUUCCAUGGACGUUCUACUUGGCGGGGGGCGGCGCGCUGGGCGUGUGCUUCGCGGCCGCCCACUUGGCCCUGGGCAUGAUCGGCGGCACAGAGUUUGGGUUUGAACUCGACCAGCAGUUCCUAUCGCAGGUCUUGAUGCUUGUGUCCGCGGUUUUGCCCGGCGGCGCCUGGGUGCGCAACGGCUUCCUAAUAGCAGCGAUGCUGGCCGUGGUGCGGCUGGGCGUGCUGCAGUUCGGCCCGCCGCUCGCGCGCCCCAUCAAUGGCCG